Molecule: messenger RNA, 3468 nt
Organism: Candidula unifasciata
Lineage: Eukaryota; Metazoa; Mollusca; Gastropoda; Stylommatophora; Geomitridae
Source: the annotation of a GenBank genome assembly
AUGAUGAUCCGUGUGUGUGAAUGCAGACAGAAGGAGACGAAACAGAAAUGGCGCUCUAUGGCAACUGAGUCACCAAGUUCACAGACAGCAUCCAGAGAACUGCAAGAGACAGAAGACUUAGGUCACGUGAAGACAUGUAAUUUUAAACAAAGCCAGGGCGGUAAUGCAGAUGGGUAUGAGGUAGUUGCAGCGGCUGCGGAUAGUGGGAAAUACAGAAUGAGACGUUUUGAUAAAGCUGAAGUUCCUUACUGUGCUCCUGGCGAACCAGAAUACAUCGUCAGCUCAGCAGAGAAAAUGGCCAAAGCUGGUCAUGUGAACGUUCAAGUUGAUGGUUCAAAAUCAGAUGUACCUGAAGACAGAGAGGCAGCAACCAUUUCACUGCAUUCACAUAUUUCUGGAAACAAAAUGACAGCCCAUGAAGAGAUUAAUGGAAAGGAGUAUGCAGAGUACAACCUAGACAACAACUGGAAGCUUCAAAAACGAAAGAUGAGCCACCAUGAUCACAACGAAAGUGAAGAUUGGUGCGACACUGAUAACGAAACUACACCAGAGACGAAAAAAGCCUCGAUUGGUCUGUCUUUUGUUAAGAAGGCGAACAACUUUACGUUUCCAAAUUAUUCUGCUUUUCGAUCCUUGAAACCAGACCCUGAUCCAGCAGAGCAAGAGAUAAUAGAAGAAGAUAUCCAGAGACUUCGUAAAAACGCCUUUAGGAAUAUAAGCGGACAUCAACAGCAAGCUGGGUAUGUUACAUCCAUAGCUGACGACGGCAGGGAAAUAUUCAUUCCAGCGGCACAUACAUUCAAAAAAUCUGGCGAGAAUUGCAGCUCAGGAUAUGGCAGUUGCAGUGGAAGUACAAUUAUGCAAACAGAUCACAAGUCUUCAGAUGUAACUUUAAACACUAUAUCGUUUAAAGCUGGGAGUUCUGAUACGAAACGAUUGCAUAAAACAAUUUCUGUGGGGACAACAAGUUUAACUGAAGACAAAAUUCUUGAAGUCUUGCCGGCCGUUGGCGACAAUGAAUAUACAUCGAACUACUUACUUAGAGAUCUUCUCAAAGCUAAAGAAGAUGCAAAAGUUGAAAAACUGAUGAUGAAUUAUGAAGAAAGAAUUAGGAAUGAGCAUCUUCCAAAGAACAAUUAUCAUGCAAAAGAAUAUUAUCCUUCGAUCAAAAACACAAAGAAAUUGCCUGAUUCUGUACUUCGUCAUAACACAGAUGAUUCUCAGUUGUCAAAGGUUUCAAAUGAAAAGGACCAUUAUAUAAAUCAGGAGAUUAAUAGCGACAACAAGAAACAACUAAAUGACAGAUUGUCUCCACUAAAUGCAGGCUCAGUAUACCGAAUACAAAAAGAUACGCGCGGAGUGAAGAAUGCUGGCAACUCCCAUUAUCAGCAGUGGAAUGUAAGGUCAUCAUUAAAGAGAAGCAAAGCUCGCGCGUCUUUGAAGAAAGCUUUUGCGGAAAAGACAUUUCGUGGGCUGAAAACGCUGUCUGUGUAUCAGGAAGCAAGAGGUACAAAAGGGAAAGAAGUCGAGCAAAAAUACUCAAGUCGUCAUGACAACCACAUGACAACAAUGACUGAAAUAAAUGGCGACACUUCAGCUACGGCAUAUAAAGACAACACAAAAUCAGCAACUUUUAGCGCAGACCUCGAGUAUUCAAUGAAGACUCAUCCCGCCAGUGGCAAUUCUUUACGUGAUCAGCCGGAUGCAAAGCUCGUUUUACUAAAAGACGAAAAUAGUGUAGUUUUGAAUCAGGCUUCAGGGUCAACAGAAAGAACACAACAUUCUGCUAAAAGUCGUCCGGCCCCUAAUCCCCCUGCUGGUCUUUACACAAGCAAUGUGACACAUGUGAGGAGGGUUUCAAGGUCUCAGCCGCCCACCACUGACACGGACAGCUCACAGGGACCAGGUGACCAGUCGUUCACUAGUGUGGAGCCACCAUCAACCGAAUCUGAUCACAUGAACACAGAGAGCCUGCAGUCUCACGCGAUGAGUAUUGAUAAAAUUGAGUCAGACAUGAAUGAUAUUAUUAACAGCAAUACUUCGCUUGCACAUUCGAAUUCUUAUCUACCCCAUGGAAUUAAAAUCAUCGACAGCGGUUUUGAUAGCGCAUCCAUAUCCAGUAAUGAGUCUUGUCUUUGUGCAGCUGCAGCUUUGCAAAUCCCCGAAGAGAGUUCGUCUUUAUAUCCGUCAGAUAUUCUAUCCCAAGGUAGGUGUAGCUGUGCUUGCUCGAGUUGUCUGGGAAGCAUCCAGGGAGCUAAGAAAAAAUCUAGCUGGCAGGACAGUCCAGAUUCGGAGUCUUGGAACAACAGUAAUUCAUUUUCCUCUUAUGAUACCAACAUGCAUAGGAGAAAACUUCCCAGUAAGGGACACAACCGCAACUCGACCGAAUGUAUUCUUGCUCCUGAUGAGAAAUACCCGUCGCCUAAUCACAUGGGUAGACCCAGUUCCGUCAGUGCAUUGCAUUCUGUUAUAGAUGACCCUCAGGAGAGAAGACAUCCACACUUACCUCAAGCCCAGGAACAAUUAUCCAGUAGCGCUAGUGACUCAAGCACAGCCAUUUCCAGACGUUACAGGGAGCUUAUCAAACGAGGAGUUCCACUCCGCGUGUCCAUAAUCUCUGGAGAGGAUGUUUCAGUAAACAAUACUCAAGAUGAACUUGUGCACAGAGAUAAACUCAAAUCUCAUACACAUCCGGACACAAGCAAUAAUAGAGAAUCUACCAGUCGUCUUCAAGUUGGUGUUAAGGGCGAUAUUCAUGUAGAUAAUCAGGUAUAUACAGAAUCUAUGAACAAGUUAAACCUUCACUCUUGUAGAGAAAAUGCAAAAGACACUACAGUGCAAUUUAAAGGUGAGAAUAAUCAUGUUGAUAACUGUUAUUAUAGAUUGUCUCCGAUUCCAUCUUUAGAAGAAAUUAUCAAAGAAAUACCAGAUGAAACUGGCUGUUUUCCAGAGGAAACAAAGGCCUUCUUAAACAGACCAGAUUCCGAGUUGUCAGUUAAAGCUCUUCAGGCAGUGCUUUCGGGAGACUGUUAUUCCGCUGAGGACAAUCAUUCACAGUGCCCAGAACUUGCAAUAGAUCAGUUCUUCUCCCAACACACGUAUCCCAGACAACUUACACACGGCCAGAGUUUUGACAAAUCAACAGCCAAAGAGUUGACACUCCACGCAACAAAUGAGUCCGUAGCGAGAGGGUAUCAUGGACUUAUCGCCGGUAUGGACAGUAGACACGUGAUGUACUGUCAAACCAUCGCCUCUAAUGGCAGUCUGGUCUCCAUUAAUGAUUUACUUCCGGCCAGUUCAGUUACUUUUCAUACUAUGAAAUCAAAGUUACAGAAACAUGGGAGAAUUGGAGUCAUCGGCAAUCAGGUUCUUGAUGUGAUGGGAAUGUGCUGGCUGGAGGAAACUCCUCCAACGACAGCGGUCAUCAUGACCCAGCUUACAGACCCUGUCACAGAAACCGAGUUAUAG